GUUGGUGUGUGUGGGCCAUCCCGGCGGGGCAAAGGGGAGUUCAAGGAGACGUGGGGGGCGACGCGGCUGAGGGCUCUAGGUCAGGGCUGGGGCUACCGCCGUCAUGCCGGGGAUAGUGGAGCUGCCCACUUUGGAAGAGCUGAAAGUGGAUGAGGUGAAACUCAGCUCUGGUGUGCUUAAAGCUGCGGCCCAUCACUAUGGGGCGCAAUGUGAUAAACCCAACAAGGAGUUCAUGCUUUGCCGUUGGGAAGAGAAGGAUCCCAGGAGGUGUCUCAAUGAAGGCAAGCUGGUCAACAAAUGCGCUCUGGACUUCUUUAGGCAGAUAAAGCGUCAUUGUGCAGAGCCUUUUACAGAAUAUUGGACUUGUGUCGAUUAUACCCGCCUGCAGUCAUUACGUUACUGUCGCAAACAGCAGGCAAAGUUUGAUGAGUGUGUGCUGGAGAAACUGGGCUGGGUACGGCCUGACCUGGGGGAUCUUUCCAAGGUCACCAAAGUGAAAACAGAUCGACCUUUACCGGAGAAUCCCUAUCACUCAAGGCCAAGACCGGAGCCCAACCCUGAGAUAGAAGGGGAUCUGAAGCCUGCCAAACACGGCAGCCGCUUUUAUUUCUGGAGCCUGUAAGGCUGCAUCCAGGGCCCACCCUCGGUCAUGCAGCCUCACUGGGGCAGACGCCCAUGGAGUUUGCAUCCCCCGAUAUUGUGUUCUUUCCUGGAUCACAAACAUUAACAAAAAUGUUAAUUUAUGUGACUUGGCAGUUAUUCUAUACAAUUUCCUGUCCAUUAAAAUUUCUAAAGGAAA
Molecule: messenger RNA, 799 nt
Organism: Perognathus longimembris pacificus (Pacific pocket mouse)
Lineage: Eukaryota; Metazoa; Chordata; Mammalia; Rodentia; Heteromyidae
Gene: Ndufa8
Product: NADH:ubiquinone oxidoreductase subunit A8
Exons: 4
Coding region: 104-622 (172 amino acids)
Biological process (GO): mitochondrial electron transport, NADH to ubiquinone
Source: RefSeq, a predicted model, not a curated record